Messenger RNA from Elgaria multicarinata webbii, 1394 nucleotides. RefSeq names its product gap junction beta-3 protein-like. Gene Ontology annotation, cellular component: connexin complex. Bases 257 to 1060 code for a protein of 267 amino acids. Gene Ontology annotation, biological process: cell-cell signaling. Gene Ontology annotation, molecular function: gap junction channel activity. NCBI's taxonomy places the organism in Eukaryota, Metazoa, Chordata, Lepidosauria, Squamata, Anguidae. The record is from RefSeq and is a predicted model, not a curated record. The transcript is spliced from 2 exons.
UGAGCCACACCCUCAGUACUGACACAAAAAUAAGGCAGCUCACUACACUGCAAUGAGCUGGGCUCCGUGGCUGCUUCCGUAUGCACAAGAGGGAGAAAGUUCCAUGGCAUAACGAUCACCCAAAAGUUACGGGUUCCUGCCUCAAAGGAGAGUUCCCUAUUUUUCUCUCUUGGUGAGGCUGACAAGAACAAACAAAGGCCAAAGACAAUUCUUGACCUGGUUCAGGUGAGCAGAAUCUCCACGGACAUCAGUCAGCAUGGACUGGAAGACGUUACAGGGCUUGCUGAGUGGGGUGAACAAAUACUCCACCGCUUUUGGGCGCAUCUGGCUCUCCGUCGUCUUUGUCUUCCGGGUCCUGGUCUAUGUGGUGGCCGCUGAGCGGGUGUGGGGAGAUGAACAGAAGGACUUUGACUGCAAUCACCGGCAGCCCGGUUGCACCAACGUCUGCUAUGACCAUUUCUUCCCCAUCUCCCACAUCCGUCUGUGGGCCCUGCAGCUGAUUUUCGUCACCUGCCCUUCACUACUGGUCAUUAUGCACGUGGCCUACCGUGAGGACAGGGAGAGGAAGAACCGGGAGAAGAAUGGGGAGGACUGUCCCAAACUCUACAGCAACACUGGCAAGAAGCACGGUGGCCUUUGGUGGACGUACCUCCUCACCCUCUUCUUCAAGUUGGCAAUUGAGAUCAUCUUCCUCUACCUUCUCCAUAGGAUAUGGGACAGUUUUGACUUGCCAGUCUUGGUCAAGUGCGAUCUGCAACCAUGCCCCAAUAAAGUGGACUGCUACAUUGCUCGGCCUACAGAGAAGAAGAUCUUCACCUACUUCAUGGUAGGUGCCUCCGCCCUCUGCAUCGUCCUCACCGUGUGCGAGAUCUUCUACCUCAUCUUCAAGCGGGUGGUCCGUUCCAUGCAGAAGUGGAACAAGAACAAGAAGUCACUCACUUACAGCAAGGCCUCCACCUGCCAUUGUCACACAAGGCUGGAUCACCCGCACGAUGGGAAACUAAAGAACGCCCCCUUAGAAGCCCUCAGAGCCUCCGCACCUAACCUGACCUUAAUUUGAGGUGGGACACUGGGAGGGGCAAACCGCAAACAGUCAACUGCUAUUUGGAUUAUUUCAUUGGGACAACAAAAGUGGCGGUUUUUUUGAAACGUGGGGUGGGAAAGGAUAACUUGAAAGGGAGGCCUUCCGCUGUGCGGCCAACAGAAUGUUCCACAAGGAGGGGCUCUGCCAUGUUUGCCGAGGCCUGACGGCCAGGCCGUGGCCCUCGUGGCCUGUUUACGAGUUGUGACUACGCCAAACAUGCGCGGCUCAGACGUUCCGGCACAAGAUGUUGGUUUGUUCACCUCUAGAUGAAGUUGCAACCCUUUAAAUGUAUGCUUUCCAUCUUCUUCUU